CUAGGGUGACAGCAUGGAAACAAAAAAAACAUAAAUAAUAAAAUAAAAAAAUAAAAUAAACAUGAAUACGUUUUGGCCAAGGAUUAUGAAGAAAGAUUAUUUAUUAGCAAACACUUUUUUUUUCAAAAUGUGUGGACCUUUUCAUUUAUAUAGCAAAAAAAAAAAAAAAAUCCCAAUAGUGAAUAAAUACCACCAAAAUAAAGUUUUAUCUGUUUCAAAAAAAUACAAAAAAAUUCAUAUGGGUACAGUGUUGCAUGAGCAUGCAAGUGUCAUUCAAAGUGUGAUAGCACUGAAAGCUGAAAAUUGGCCUGGACUGGAAGGGGGUGAAAGUGUCCGGACUGGAAGG
This is a messenger RNA of Staurois parvus, 346 nucleotides long. NCBI's taxonomy places the organism in Eukaryota, Metazoa, Chordata, Amphibia, Anura, Ranidae. The record is from the annotation of a GenBank genome assembly.